This is a messenger RNA of Hirundo rustica (Barn swallow), 956 nucleotides long. It is a transcript of the gene TMEM18, whose product is annotated as transmembrane protein 18. The transcript is spliced from 5 exons. The coding region runs from base 41 to 448 and encodes 135 amino acids. The record is from RefSeq and is a predicted model, not a curated record. Lineage: Eukaryota; Metazoa; Chordata; Aves; Passeriformes; Hirundinidae. Gene Ontology annotation, cellular component: nuclear membrane.
CCGCCCCAGUCUCGCGAGAACCGCCGCCGCCGCCAUCGCCAUGGAGCCGCCAGUGCGCGGCCCGCCGGGGCUGUCGGCUGUGCUGGCGAGCACGGACUGGUCCGAGCCCUGGCUGCUGGGGCUGGCAGCCUUCCACCUGCUCUGCUUCCUCCUGACGUGCGCGUCCCUGCAGCACCGCCGGGUGCAGAUCGGACACUUCCUCUGCAUGGUGGGCUUAGUGUACUGCGCUGAAUAUAUCAAUGAAUUAGCAGCCAUGAAUUGGAGGCUCUUUUCUAAAUACCAAUACUUCGAUUCAAGAGGAAUGUUUAUUUCACUUGUAUUUUCAGCGCCACUGCUGGUGAAUACUAUUAUAAUUGUGGUCACCUGGGUUUACAGAACAUUGAAUGUAAUGACUGAACUAAAGAUGCUACAGCAGAGAAGGAAAGCAGAAAAAGAGAAAAAGAAGUGAAAGUGCCAAACUCUAUUUUUCUUUCUUCAGAUAUAAUAACACCUUUUCGGGUAAUCUGUCUUUCUGUGUAGGUAUGCAGGAACAGAAGUAUUUUUGUGUCCAACGUCAAGAGGACUUUGUAAUUGUGGCUGUGGGCAUUGAGGUGAAAGCACUUAUCUACAGUACAUUUAAAUUGGAUGUGAAAUUAUGAAACCCAAUCUUAACAAGUCUUUGUGCCCUUCACGACCAAGGCUUUUAGUAUUGAUGAGACACAAUCUUCCACUUUCCAUUUUCCUGUGUAUUUUUUUACUAUGUCUUUAUUUUGUGCUUAUCAAGUAUCAGUUAUUCUGUUGUUUAAGCCAAUUGGAGCUGUGUUGUGAAUUACAGUAAAUGAGAGAUUUUAUUCUGAAUAACUCAGGAAUCCAUGCUUCUGUGAAGCACUUCUUUAUAAACCAAGUUUCAUACUUCCUAUGUGUACUGUGUGCCAGUGGCAUUUCUAAAUAAAACUAUCCACUCACUGUAUCUUAAA